AGUUGGUGCUCAGGUCUGAAAAGAGAAGGAUCAUCUGGAUCAUCUACAGACUACAGACAUCCUAUAAACAUCUGAAACAGUGAAGAAGGGGGAGAAAAUGGUGGUGUUGAAAAUCCUGCUGUUCCUCACAGCUGCUGUUCCUCUAUCUUCAGCAGAAACUCACUCUCUGAGGUAUGUCUACACGGCUGUAACUCCAGGAAUAAACUUGCCAGAGUUCACUAAUGUGGGUCAGGUGGACGGAGAACCCUUUGUGUACUAUGACAGUGACAGUCGGAACUUCGUUCCAAAGACAGAGUGGAUAAAGAAGAUUGUUGGCUAUGAGGCAGGUUACUUUGACAGAGAGACACAGAAUCAUCAUGGUUACCAGGAGACCUUCAAAGUCAGUGUGCAGAAUGUAAUGCAGCGCUUCAACCAGACCAAAGGAGUUCACACAUGGCAGAAUAUGUACGGUUGUGAGAUGGAUGAUGAUGGAACUAAGAGAGGAUAUGAUCAGUUUGGUUAUGAUGGAGAAGAUUUCGUCAGUCUGGAUCUGAACACUCUCACCUGGACUGCACCGACUCCUCAAGCUGUCAUCACCAAACAGAAGUGGGAGAAGAGUGCAUGGGCUGUUCAAGAUAAAGCCUACCUGAUGACUCAGUGUAUCGAGUGGUUACAGAAGUACGUGGGUUACGGCAGAUCCACACUGAUGAGGAAAGUAUCUCCUGAGGUGGAUCUGUUCUCGAGUGACUCUUCUUCUCCAGUGGUGUGUCACGCUACAGGGUUCUUCCCCAAAGCAGUGAUGAUCUCCUGGCAGAAGAACGGAGAGGAACUGAAUGAGGACGUGGAGCUCAGAGAGACGCUGACCAACCAGGAUGGAACCUUCCAGAAGAGAAGCAUUCUGACCCUCUCACCUGAGGAGCUGAAGAACAACAAGUACACCUGUGUAGUUCAGCACAGCAGCCUGGAGAAGGAGCUGGUGCUGAAAGUGUCUGACCGCAGAGUCCUGUCAGGUGGAGUACCGCUUGGUGUGAUUGCUGGUGUAGUGGUGGCUGCUCUAAUUGUCCUCAUCGCCUGUGUUGGAUUUGUGAUUUGGAAGAAGAAGAAGUCUGAUGAGAAACCUGUAUUCACUCUUGUUUCGGGAAAUCCCAAAGCCCCCUCUGAAACUUCAUCUGACACCUCCUAGAGAUCCUGUAUCUUCAGAUGAUUGGAAAAAGAGAUGGAGCGAGGACAUAAAUGAUGGUGUGGAUACGAGGAGAUCAGUUAAAAAUCUGCAGAUAUUUCUGUUUCUCAGUAAAAACUUCAGUCUGAUCAAUAUUAUUACAAUCCUAAUCAAAUCUGUCAUAUUGUGGGAAUUUAAGAGGUAAUUGCGCUGUACUCGAUAGGUAAUUCAGUAAAACUGGGUUAAGAGGUUUUGUUAUUUUUAUAUUUGAGUGAGUUUUGUAAAGUAUUUUGAUUCUAUUUGCUGCCGUUUGUUAAGCUUGACUUAGAUCUGUUUUUCUGAAUUUUCCUGAUUUUUAGACGUUGACUCAUUAUGGAACAGUGGGUUCCUUCAUUUUUACUCCAUCAUCUCCAUUCCUUCAAACUAUCAACCUUAUAGGAAGCAAAAUAAGAUGUAAAUAUUGUGUUUGAAUGGUCACUGCAGGAUUAUUUUAUGACUCUUAAUUCAGUUUAAGAUCAGCUGGCUUUCAUACAACAAUACUGAAUUCCAGAAGCUUCUUUUUUUUUUGUUCAGUUUUCAGGUCUGAUUAUCAUGAAUACUGAUAAUGAUAUUGUACAAUAACAGGAUGGUUAUUGUUAAUGAUGCUUCAAAAUGAUUACUGAACAUGUUUUUUUCGCAGGUUUAUUAAAUUAAUUUGCGGUUAAAUAAAUAAAAUAGGCUAAAUGUAUUUUGUCUUGUGUUUUUAAAAAAUGCAAUUAAGAAAAUACAAUUAAAAAUAUAUACAGACAUAAAGCACAAUAAAGUACACUACAUCAAUUUUACGGUGGUGGUCCACUGAUGCAAAGUUAAUGCUGUCGCUGGGUAAAAAUUAUGAAAUGAUUUUUGUUAAUAUCACAAUUACAAAACUCUACAGAUGCUUUUUAUUGCAUUUAAUUAAUGAAGCUGAAUCUGGCAUUUGUGAGCUCCCUGCUGGCUCUCUCCCACACUCCCUGUCAGCUCUGCAUACAGCAUCUCUUUAAUACACGGUAGAGCUGCUGCUAAACACUGCAAAUAUGACUUAAAAUAAAUGAAUCA
Messenger RNA from Astyanax mexicanus (Mexican tetra), 2212 nucleotides. Its product is annotated as H-2 class I histocompatibility antigen, Q9 alpha chain-like. The record is from RefSeq and is a predicted model, not a curated record. Lineage: Eukaryota; Metazoa; Chordata; Actinopteri; Characiformes; Acestrorhamphidae. The transcript is spliced from 8 exons. Gene Ontology annotation, cellular component: external side of plasma membrane. The coding region runs from base 98 to 1162 and encodes 354 amino acids. Gene Ontology annotation, biological process: immune response.